This is a messenger RNA of Hydra vulgaris (swiftwater hydra), 1707 nucleotides long. RefSeq lists its product as uncharacterized. Lineage: Eukaryota; Metazoa; Cnidaria; Hydrozoa; Anthoathecata; Hydridae. The record is from RefSeq and is a predicted model, not a curated record.
UCAUUACAAUAAUGUAUGACUGGAUUAAUGGAUAUUACGAUAUAUAAUGUAUGACUGGAAAGUAAAGUUCGAUCACGAAGCGGCUUAUUUGAUCAAUAAGUCUUACAGUAUCUGGAAAAUGUUAAAAUUUAAAAUUUGGAUUCAUCUUUUAAAUGGCGACCUUUUUUAAAGCAAAUAGAAACAGUUUUUUUAAAAACUAAUGAAUGUACUCAAUCAAUCUCAACGGAUAAACAACAAACCGAAGAUAUGUCAGUAUUUUUACUGGAACAAAUGGCGAAAGCAUCCGCAGGUGAAUUAAUUGAACAAGCUGAAUUUAAAUAUAGUAGCGAUGAACCUUCGGAUGAUGAAUGCGAAAACCAAUAUAAAAUUAAAAAACAACCGAGAAACUAUGCUGAUGCAGCAAAAACAGAACCAAAAAAACGAAUCCUACCAAAAACUCUUAUUUGCGAAAUCGAAGAGAAUUUUACCCUAAACGAAUUUUUAAAAGCGAUUGAAAAAGAAAAUCUGGACGAAUAUCUCGAAGGCGUGCAAUUUCUACGACGAAACACAGCAAUUGAAUUAGUUAUGAAAACCAACGAAGCGAGAAUAAAAUUGUUAGAAUAUGGUUUAAACAUCAACAACUACCAGCAUGCCUUUAAAAUAUCUAAUAUAAAUCGAAGGCCAAAAAUUGAAGGAAAACGUUUAAAUCAAACACAUGUCUCAGUAUUUGGCCGUCCAAUUGAGGCCAAACAGUUCAAUAUUGGAAGUUUUUUUGAAGAAAUGGGAUACGGUAGACACGUCUACACAAAACCCGUAAUGAGGACUACGCCAGGUAAAGGCACACCCUACUACUCUAGUAGUAGGGUGUGCCUUUACCUGGUAGUACUCGCUGUCAUAGAAGACAUGCCAAAGCCAAUUCCAACCUCCCUAAACAUCGUAGGCUAUAAAAUACGAACUAGGCACAACGGCCAGGAUAUACACAACCGCAUAGAAAAAACACCUUGCGAUACGAUAAACGAAACCUAUCAAGAUAAAACCCAUCAACAAUCAACAUGCGAAUUAGAACAAAGCAACUCAAAACCCGAAGAAAAUCCACCGAAAACAACAAAUGAAGAAAACAUAGAUAAACUAACCUAUUCAAAAAAGAAAAUAAACAACGUAAAUGAAAACAAAGAAGAACAAACAAAAGAAAAACAAGAAAAAGAAGAGAAGAAAGAAGCAACAAAACCAAAGAAUAACGAAACUCAACUCGAGAAAACCAAAGCAGACGAUUGGAAGACACUUGAAACAAGAAGAAAAGAAUACUACUUUGAAAAACCAACGAACAAGCAAGCAGAAGAAGAAGAAGACGAGAAAAAUCACACGAAAAACGCGGAAGAAAGCAAGCGAGCGGAAGAAAAGAACGAAAAGGGUCGAGAAAAAAUGGACGAUGACAACACGUGGCAAAAAAAACGCAGUGCACCACCACCCACUCCGCACAAAAAUGAUCGAAAAAAAAGAAUGGGAACGAGCAAGCAAAGCAACACGCUGGAAAAUGGCUAAGGUUUAUCACCUAAAAAGUCAGAGCCGCCCUUAGAAAAUGUGAGGCCUGGAGCGAAACAUUUUUGCGAGGCUUUCUUCAAAGAACAAGCCUCGUCAUUUUAGGCGCUUUGACAAAGAAAAAGUUUUUUCUCUUUUUGUCUAAAAAAGAGUUAUGCAAGUGCAAAACAUAAAUUUCAGGUUAGUAUA